This is a messenger RNA of Rhinocladiella mackenziei CBS 650.93, 354 nucleotides long. RefSeq lists its product as uncharacterized. Bases 1 to 354 code for a protein of 117 amino acids. Lineage: Eukaryota; Fungi; Ascomycota; Eurotiomycetes; Chaetothyriales; Herpotrichiellaceae. The transcript has a single exon. The record is from RefSeq and is a predicted model, not a curated record.
AUGUCUCGAAGUAUGAACUGUUUGAAUACGUGCACUGCGCUACGAGGUAACAUCACAGAUCAUGGGGCAAGUUAUCCACAAGCUGUCUCCACCGCCAGUAUCGACGUGAAUGCUGACAAGCAGGAGGUUCAAUCAUUAUUGGAAAUCCACGACAAGCGGCGCUGGAGAGUCGCUGGGCCCCAACUCGCAGCCGAUUCACGCUUAAUCAUUGAACCAGCAGACAUAAACCUGAUCAGUGAUAUGAUCAAGGACAUUAAACCAGGCAGGACUAAUCUCCGCCCAGACGGUGUUGUGGUACGCGCCAUAUUGAUUGGCGCGAAACAAUUGGUCAAAGAAGGUUUUGCUGUCCCGUAA